Molecule: messenger RNA, 881 nt
Organism: Xenia sp. Carnegie-2017
Lineage: Eukaryota; Metazoa; Cnidaria; Anthozoa; Malacalcyonacea; Xeniidae
Product: leptin receptor gene-related protein-like
Exons: 7
Coding region: 1-447 (148 amino acids)
Biological process (GO): late endosome to vacuole transport via multivesicular body sorting pathway
Cellular component (GO): endosome
Source: RefSeq, a predicted model, not a curated record
AUGGCGGGUAUUAAAGUCAAUGAACAGUUCAUAAAACUUGUUGAACGAGAAGUAUGUUUUCCUUAUUACAGCAUAAUCUUGCUAUCAUUGACUGGAGCAAUUGGUAUUUUGCUCGUUGUUCUUGGCUGUGCCCUUCCAGACUAUGGAAUCUGGUGGCCAUUUUUUGUUCUCAUAUUUUAUCUGUUGGCACCAGUACCAACUAUAAUUGCUAACAGGUUAAGUGAUUCUUAUGGAAUGUCUGGAAAUUCAAAUUUAUGUAAAGAAAUAGCUUUGUUUUUAACAUCAGGAAUUGUACUGUCAGCAUUUGGUUUACCUGUUGUUCUGGCCAGAAGUAAAGUGAUUGAAUAUGGAGCUAUGGCUCUUGUCUUCAGUGGCAAUAUCAUGAUGUUUUGUUCAAUAUUGGCUUACUUCAUUGUUUUUGAAGCUGAGGAUGACUUUGGUUUUUGACAAUGCUUUCCACUGAGUAUGAUAAAAGUUCACAUUUUGUCAAGCACCUCCUUCGUUUAAAGAGAUUGGAAUUCAAAUGUAUUAAUUUUUGAACAAUUGCACAAAUUGUAUAUCUAUAUGUGAACAAUUGGAUAUCUACAUGUGAACAAUUGGAUAUCUAUAUGUACAUAAAUAUCUAAAAAUCAAUACACCAAAACAGUACCGAUUAUAAAAUUUAAUGAAUUGCAUCAAUUGCCCACAAAAUAUAUGUGGCAAUGUUUGUCUUAACUGUUACAUGGACCAAAUCUACUUUAAUUUUAUUUAUGCAAUUUUAUGCUUUAAUUAACUGUUAUACUCACUAAUUAUCUCUAACUACAAUCAUAAUGAAUCAUUAUUUUAUAUAAUUGUGACUUGUAAAUGAAAUGUACGUCAAUGACGUAAUAACUAACGAAAAA